Molecule: messenger RNA, 971 nt
Organism: Zophobas morio
Lineage: Eukaryota; Metazoa; Arthropoda; Insecta; Coleoptera; Tenebrionidae
Product: ADP-ribosylation factor-like protein 6-interacting protein 4
Exons: 2
Coding region: 94-606 (170 amino acids)
Source: RefSeq, a predicted model, not a curated record
UUGAUUUUCUGGGCUGGAAGGUGCCAGAAUUGUUUGGAACGGGAGAAAACGUGCAUUUAAGUCGUGUUUUAUGUGAUCAAGGGGGCGAAAGUAAUGGGUUCUCACAAAAAAAGAAGAAAGCCGUCCACUAGUUCCGACUCUGAAACUAGUAGCGACGAGGACAGCUCCCCGAAGCGCAGAAAAAGGAGCCGCUCUUCUAAAGACAAAAAGAAAUUAAAAAAAAGAAAGCACGUGUCGUCGUCGUCUGACACUUCCACCGACACCUCUUCGUCCUCAUCCGACGAAAAAAAGAAGUCGAAAAAGAAAAAACAGAAACAAAAAAGCAAAGCCAAGAAGACCGGUGAAGCCAGUUCUGAUAUCCCGUUGGAUUUAAUGACAAAGUCGAAAGCCAUGGCCCCCCUGACCAAAGAAGAGUGGGAAAAGCGCCAGAGCGUCGUGCGUCGGGUGUACGACGAGGCCACCGGACGACACCGACUGAUCAAGGGUGAUGGGGAAGUAAUCGAGGAAGUCGUGAGUCGCGACAGACACAAAGCCAUCAAUCAGCAAGCGACACGUGGCGAUGGCGACUUCUUCCAGGCACAAAUGGCGGGACAUUUAAAAAAAUAAUCAACAUGUUAUAAAUAUAUAAUGAGAAUAAAUCAGUACAGUUGUAUAAAAUAUGAAGUAGAACCGUCUCUCCAUGAUGGGUCAUCUACGAUUUUCGCGCGACAUAGAGGACACGUCUGCUCUCGGUCAAACCAUGUGGUGACGCAAUUCUCGCAGAAGAUGUGUCUGCAUUGGAGGAGAACAGGGGAGUCGUACUCGUCGUGGCAAAUGGGGCAGUGGUCUCCUGCGGUCUGGAUUUGCUCCUUGCUGGGCGAAGAACCCACCGUCUAAAAUUGUACAUGGGGCGGUUCACCAUCUUGUUUGAAUUGAGUUAAAUACUUAAUAUAUUAUGUUUAAAUUUAUCUUCAAUAAAAAUGUUUGUUCAG